AUGAAGAGUUGUGAUUUAUGCAAAAUUGGUGCUCUUACAAAAAUGAGUGAGUAUUUGCAGGAGAAAUACUUUGAAGCUUUUAAUUUCUACUUUGCGAAGCCUAUUAACGAAAUCAUAGCAUAGAUCCCUCACGCCCCGCAUGUAAUAUAUUUUAAGGAUUAUGUAAUCUUAGAUGAGCGGAUGGAAUAUUUGAAAAGAUUCUACAACUAAGAGGAAGUCAAACCACGCGUUGAUAUCCUUACAGACUUUUAUACUCAGAAUUACAAGCAUUUACAUCCAAAUUUGUGUGUGAUAGAUGCUCAUAAGAUCAUGAACAAGAGAAACAAUAGAUAUGACAAAUUGUUUUAUUAGAAGGAUCGCGAAUAAAGUCAAUAACAAGUAAUAAGUAGGCAAGUGUUGAAUUCAAAAUUGACAGAGAAUAUCAGUUUCGAAACCUAGGAACAUGACAUAUAUGAAGAAGGAACUCAAGAAACUAAUAAGUAAGGUCUCGAUUUUAGAGGGUUGCAGAUUAUCAAAAACCUUUAGCAAUUAAAUCAAUCAGAACAGUCAGAUAUCACAAUCAAAGAUUGCAUAAUACAAGUGAAUCAAUUAUAUGGAAAGCGCAAGAAGCAAUCCACAUAUUCGAAGAGCAUCAAGCAACGCAAAUAAGCUGACAGCUCUAAAAGAGGGACUAAUUCUAAAAGUGAAUCUAAAAUAUUAUCGACUAUUAAGUAAAAUAAGGAGGAACCUCUGGAAUUGGGCAAUGGGGUCGAAUAAUUCAAUGAUUUAGACGCUAAACCUAAGUUGACGAGAAUGCAGAGUGAUUCAUAAAUGAUAUAGAGAAUGCUUAAGGAAUAUCAGAAAAUGAAACAAUUGAGAAGCACGGUCUCCUCCGAUUUACUGCCUAUGAGUACUUCUGUUCAAGGAUUUUAAGGUUAAUAAAAAAGUAUUAGAUAAGAUCAUAAUAAUAAUAAUGGGAGUAUGCAUAGUAGUACCUCAACAAAACAAGAAGCAUUAAAAAAAGUAUAUUAACCUUUUCCCAAGAAAAUUACAACUUCUUAGAUUGAUAGAAUUGCCAAGGGAGGUUGUUUGACUGAUCGAUCUUACAAAAGACCUCCUCCAAUUUCUGAGGAUCUGAUGCUGAAGAUUCAUGAUUAAAUGAAGGGGUUGAACACUGUGGAAAGUAAAUAGAAAGUUGAAUUUAAAUAUAUGAUCCCAUCAUAGUAUAAUUCAUAAUAAAAUCAAAAAUUAGUGAGUACCAAAGCUAAAUCAUCCCAUUCCAAAAAAAUAAUCAGUGAGUUGGGCACUAAAUCAUAACAAAUCAAUAAAUAUACCACUUAGAAGGCAGAUGAAAUUGUUAAGAAAUACAUCUAAUUUGCUCAAUAAACAAUGAAGAAAAAGUUUGAUUUCAAAUUAAACCUAUAAGGAUUAAACGAGGAACCUUAAGAGGAGGAAGUUUACAGCAAGCGAAAAAAUUUUUAUACCGAAAGACACAGUCAAGUCUAAGAUAGAGAAUAAUUCAAUUCUCAUCGAAAAAUCUUAUAAAAAUGA
This is a messenger RNA of Paramecium tetraurelia, 1530 nucleotides long. RefSeq lists its product as uncharacterized. The transcript is spliced from 4 exons. Lineage: Eukaryota; Ciliophora; Oligohymenophorea; Peniculida; Parameciidae. The record is from RefSeq and is a predicted model, not a curated record.